CUUGCUGGCCUCCUUGGUUCUCUCGGGGACCCCGGCCGCCGCCUGCGGCCUUCUGCCAGGCGAGGCCCUGCUCGGGGUUCUUCCGGCCUCCCACCAGGCAAAACCCUCAAGGAGCGGUUUCUGGCGUGACUGGGUCCCUGCGGCCGAAGGGCGCCUCCCGGCCACGCUCGCUGUAGUGAAGGAGCGCGGCAGCCCGGGGCUCAUUUGGGUGAUUUCCCUCGGCGGUGGAGGUCGCUCCUAGUAGAGGCGGCGGCCAAUCACCCAAACAGCCCUCAGGCGACGUACUGUUAAGAUGGUAUUACUUUAAUCAUCUUCACAUCAGUAUUUAUGGAAUAGCCACAGGUGCCUCAACCUUUAGUAGGAGUUAAUUAUACAUUUUCUGGCCGAGUAAACAUCUCCGAAUGUAUUUUUUUAGAUAAGGAAAUAAAAUAUUUCCAAUAAAGUUGAAGUCUCAUCCCACCCAUCCAUAACCAGUCACUCCAUGGAUUCCUUUGGGCAACCCAGACCAGAAGAUAAUCAGUCAGUAGUCAGCAGAAUGCAAAAGAAAUACUGGAAAACUAAACAGGUCUUUAUCAAAGCAACAGGAAAAAAAGAGGAUGAGCACUUGGUGGCGUCUGAUGCUGAACUGGAUGCUAAACUUGAGGUUUUUCACUCCGUUCAAGAGACAUGCACUGAACUUCUGAAGAUAGUCGAGAAAUACCAGCUAAGACUCAAUGUUAUAUCAGAGGAAGAAAAUGAGCUAGGGCUCUUUUUAAAGUUUCAAGCGGAACGGGAUGCAACUCAAGCUGGCAAAAUGAUGGACGCCACUGGCAAGGCACUUUGUUCUUCAGCCAAGCAAAGAUUGGCCCUGUGUACUCCUCUGUCUCGUCUGAAGCAAGAAGUAGCAACAUUCAGCCAAAGGGCGGUAUCUGAUACCUUGAUGACAAUUAAUCGGAUGGAGCAGGCGCGCACAGAAUACAGAGGAGCUCUGCUGUGGAUGAAAGAUGUAUCCCAAGAGCUGGACCCAGACACCUUAAAGCAAAUGGAAAAGUUUAGAAAAGUACAGAUGCAAGUGAGAAAUAGCAAAGCUUCUUUUGACAAGUUAAAGAUGGAUGUUUGUCAGAAAGUGGAUUUACUUGGAGCUAGUCGCUGCAAUAUGCUAUCUCAUUCGCUCACUACCUACCAGAGAACACUGCUUGGAUUCUGGGAGAAAACAGCUCGAAUGAUGUCCCAAAUUCAUGAAGCCUGUAUUGGCUUUCAUCCAUAUGAUUUUGUAGCUCUCAAGCAACUACAAGACACUCCAAGCAAGCUUACUGAAGACAAUAAAUAUGAACAAAUAGGCGGUUUUCUUACUGAACAGCUCAAUAAGCUAGUUUUGUCUGAUGAGGAAGCAAGCUGUGAGAGAGAACAAGCAAACAAAGAUCACAAGGAAACACAUUCUCAAAUGAGAGAAUUUGGAGCACCUCAGUUUUCUAACUCUGAAAAUGUUGCAAAAGAUCUACCUGUAGAUUCAUUGGAAGGAGAAGAUUUUGAGAAGGAAUUCUCAUUUCUGAACAACCUCCUAAGUUCUGGUUCUUCAAGUACUAGUGAAUUUACCCAAGAAUGCCAGACUGCCUUUGGGAGCCCCAGUGCCAGUCUCACGUCCCAGGAACCUUCCAUGGGGUCUGAGCCCCUCGCUCAUUCUUCUCGAUUCCUUCCUUCACAACUUUUUGACCUUGGCUUUCAUGCGGCUGGAGCAUUCAACAGCUGGGUCUCCCAAGAGGAAUCAGAGCUUCGUCUUUCACACACUGAUAACCAGCCAGUGCCUUCACAGAGUCCAAAGAAAUUAACAAGAUCCCCCAACAAUGGUAAUCAAGACAUGUCAGCCUGGUUCAAUCUAUUUGCAGACUUGGAUCCACUUUCAAACCCAGAUGCUAUUGGACACUCAGAUGAUGAACUCCUUAAUGCUUGACUGAAGUUAUAUGUCACUUCAGUGGCCUUGAGACAUCAAUUUUGCAACACAUUUCCUUUGUGGAAAGGAGCUUAUAUUGUAACCCACACACAAAAGCAUGGUGUUUGUGAAUAUAACACCUGUCAGCCAACUUUAGACAGAUGGUAAAGACCACAUUUGAAUAGGUUAAGUACAUCUUUCAUAUCUUGGAUUUGCAGCUGUUGGUACUAUGUGGAAAAUAUUAGAAACUUCUAUGUGGAAAAUAUUAGAAAACUAUGGAGUCUGCAAUAUUUAGAUACUGAAACUUAUGUCAAAAUAACGGCUAGGAGUAAUUCUGUCAAUAUGGAGUUGAGCUUAUUUCUUUGGAAACCCUUUUAAGUUGCCUUGCUGGCUGUGAGAAUUUUAUAUGUGGAUAAAAAAGAUAGCAUGUAAAUUGGAUUGUGGUUUGGGGUCAGUUUUUAAAUAAAAUAGUAACAAGGAGGAUUUUCUGUUUUCGAAAACAGCAUUAGAACCAGACCAGCUUUGUUUUGGGUUAGAGAGAUAGAAUAAGAUUUGAGAGCUUAGUUUGCUUUAAUGAAAUCACAGAGAAACUUGAUACUUGUUUUUCUUCAUUUGGAGGCUAAAAUGUAAUGUUUUUUCAUUCAUACAAAAUAAUGGACACUCCCUAAUUCCAUUAUUAAAUCUUGAAGGGGAAAUAGCAGGAUAAUUAAUUUGCUAAGCCCAUUCUCUGUAGAAACAGAAAAUCUUCCCAUCUCCUAAACCUCAGAAUGCACAGUAAUACUUAAGGCUUGUACAAGUGUCUUCAGACCCACUUUUUCAUACAUUUGCGAUAUGGUAUUAUGCAGUAUUUAUAUUAUUUCUGAAAAUAAAAUGAGGGGGAAGAAUAUUCCCUAAGCAACUGGCAAUAUUAUUCCUGAUACACCUAGAAAUUUCUAUCUGAAUGAGGAGACACUUAUGAACACCUUAUCCUUACAUAUAUUUGCAUACUUACCCCAUAUUUUGUGACAUAAUUUAACCCAGAAUACUUUCUGGCAGACAUACAGAAAGCUCUGUGUGAUCAAUAAGGGAGUGUCUCAUUUUUCUACUUCCCUCUUUUUGUGGGUGACAUCAUCUGAAGCUCUAUUUGAUUACUAAGCAAAAUCUGUUACCCCUACAGGGUUUAGAACCUAAGUAUUAGAGAGGAAGGCUAUUUAAUGGAAGUUAGUGUAAGCUGAUAAAAACAUAGCUAUUGUACAUGCACAUCAAUCACUCAAUUUCCUGUCCUUUUUUCUUGCCCACCCUUUAAUUCUGAAGCAAUUUCCCAAGUGUUUUGCAUCCACUCCAUUGCAUUUCCAUAAGAAGACAUUUUGAAUAAGUUAUUCACAGUAGUUUCCAUGUGCUCUUAGUUCUAUUCUAAACAGGCUUAUUUAGAAGAGGAUUGCUUGUAAUGUUUGUCAUGGUACAUAGAAAACAUUGGACCAGAGUAGGUAAAAUGCAGUCCAAGUCCCAUCCAUAGCCAUCUAUAAUAGUAACUGCCCACAAGCUCUCCGGAAAACUACUACAAUGGCCAAGUACAGUAUAGGCUGGAAAGACCUUAUUAGAAACACUGACUCAGAAAAAAGGUAUGAAGUCUUUCCAUAAAAUCUUUUCACAAUAUUUCUCCUAUUUCUUUAGAUUUUAAUGAGCCAUUACUUAUCUCUUCAGAAGCAUUUUUUAAGUCUUCCUUUAUACUCAGUGAAAUUUCCCAGAAUGCAAUACCGUCAUUGUUCUGCCAAGUUCCAAUCACCAAGAUCAUGAUUAUGAAUCCCAAUCUGAAUUCUGUACCCAUGGUGACUCUGGUGCUCUCAACUUUUGAGUGCCUCAAAAAAUGCUAAAUCUUUGUCCGGGCAUGGUGGCUCAUGCCUGUAAUCCCAGCACUUUGGGAGGCCAAGGCAGGUGGAACAUUUGAGGUCAUGAGUUCGAGACCCAGCCUAGCCAACAUGGUGAAACCCUGUCUCUACUAAAAAUACAAAAAUUAGCCAGGUGUGGUAGUGUAUGCCUGUAAUCCCAGCUACUCGGGAGAAGAAUUGCUUGAACCCAGGAGGCGGAGGUUGCAGUGAGCCGAGAUUGCACCACUGCACUCCAGCCUGGGUGACAGAGCGAGACUCCGUCUCAAAAAAAAAAAAAAAAGCUAACUUUAUGUCUUGAGAGUUUGUACCAUUUUUCUUUGUAGUGGUCACCUUGCUAAUGCAUUAGUUCUGAGAGAUUUAUCUCCCUCACGUGUGUGCAGGGAAGUCCCUGUUAUCUGAUACAGAUACUUUAACAAGCAGACAAAGCAGAAGUCCAAAGCCCAUACUAGGAACACCCUAAAUUUUCCAAAAGCAAAGGUUCUCCCGAAAUGGAGACAUACCAGGGACUGUUAUUAUUCAGUUACUAGUUUCUAUAACAUUUCUUCUUUCAACAGAGUAUGUGUUUCCCUUUUAACCCAGAGCAACAUUAACUUCCUUAGCAAGUCCAGUUCUAACUUCCAACAAGUCCAACCACUAUUUUUGAAGAGCAUAUCAAUAACUUUAUUAAGACGAAGGCAACCACAUUUGUAUUUUCUCAAGAUUAGUUAUUUGAAGCUCAGCAGUUUUUGUGGUCAGAAAGAAAUUUUGCUCUAUUAAACCAAUAUUGCUAAUAUAAAACACCACCACACUGAAGAAAGGAGGGAAAGGAUGGGAAAAGCACAGAACAGAGAAUGACUGGUUGUUUUUUGUCUCGAUCUAGAUAAUCCACAUUCAAUAAGAAGUAAAUUAGUUAUCCUUAACCAAUGGUAGGCUGAGACCAACCCUCAAAAUAGGUAUUUUGUUAUGUUAAAUGGGGAGAAAUAUCUAUACUUUAUUUUAUACUGGAUAAGAAUAUGUUUAAGUCUAAAGACGGGCUAAACUUUGCCUAGUGUGUCUACAACCAUUUUUUAGGAGAGGCAGGAAUAUCAGGGCAUAAUAAGAUCAGAUUGGUGUAAUUUUGUAUGUUUUUGAAAUCCUUCAUUAAUUGUAGAACCUUGAUAGGAUUAGAAACAAACUGUAUUUCAACAAACAGGUUUCAGUAUUUGCACAUUGAAAAAGUGUUUUGUAUUUCAACUAUAAAUAUUUCACAUAUCUGUAUAGACCAUCUAGAAAUGUAGAGGUCUUACAGCAUUAGAACGAAGGAAGUUUAAACGUGCUCCGUCUAUUUUUCUGAGCCUCUUUUAAUAAAGAUUGCAAGAUGGCAUAAAACAAAA
This is a messenger RNA of Macaca mulatta (Rhesus monkey), 5129 nucleotides long. NCBI's taxonomy places the organism in Eukaryota, Metazoa, Chordata, Mammalia, Primates, Cercopithecidae. The record is from RefSeq and is a predicted model, not a curated record.